Molecule: messenger RNA, 2127 nt
Organism: Salvia splendens (bonfire salvia)
Lineage: Eukaryota; Viridiplantae; Streptophyta; Magnoliopsida; Lamiales; Lamiaceae
Product: cyclin-dependent kinase C-2
Exons: 12
Coding region: 369-1892 (507 amino acids)
Biological process (GO): protein phosphorylation; positive regulation of transcription elongation by RNA polymerase II
Cellular component (GO): nucleus; cyclin-dependent protein kinase holoenzyme complex
Molecular function (GO): RNA polymerase II CTD heptapeptide repeat kinase activity; ATP binding
Source: RefSeq, a predicted model, not a curated record
CUUUUUUUGGAAAUACUCCGAUACAUUCCCAAUUUCGUUAUUGGUUUAUCUUGAACUACUUUCUUUCUUACAAUUAUUUCUCUGCACAAACCACCGCAGAUCGCUGCUCCUCGCCAUUACCCCGCUCCGCUCCUCUCCUCGCGACAUUCCCCCAUACUUUCUUUAUCGCGAAAAAAGCUCUUUUUUUGUGUAUUUUCGAAGGGUAACACCCUUUUCCCCCAAUUAAUUGAACCCUAAUUCCAAUGUUCUUUUUUCUGGGUGCACGAUUUAACUGCAAUUUUAGGUAGUACCGCUUAAUUGUAUCCCGAAACCAUGAUCUGAUUGUGUUUUUACUUUGAAGAAUCAAGAAGAAACUCGGGUUAAAAGAAAUGGCGAUAGCGGCGCCGGAGCAGCUAAACACUACAGAAAUUCCUGCUUGGGGCUCUCGAAGUGUUGAUUGCUUCGAGAAAUUGGAGCAGAUUGGCGAAGGAACUUAUGGACAAGUUUACAUGGCAAGAGAAAUCAAAACAGGGGAAAUUGUUGCUUUGAAGAAGAUACGGAUGGACAAUGAAAGAGAAGGGUUCCCCAUAACAGCCAUCCGUGAAAUUAAAAUAUUAAAGAAACUUCACCACGAAAAUGUCAUCAAGCUAAAAGAAAUCGUCACCUCUACUGGUCCUGAGAAGGAUGAGCCACCUGCACCAGAUGGUAACAAGUACAGAGGUGGGAUUUAUAUGGUCUUUGAGUACAUGGACCAUGAUUUAACUGGCCUUGCUGAUCGUCCUGGAAUGAGAUUCUCAGUGCCGCAGAUUAAGUGCUAUAUGAGACAGCUUUUGACAGGGCUGCACUACUGUCAUGUAAAUCAAGUGCUUCACCGUGAUAUUAAAGGUUCAAAUCUUCUGAUAGACAAUGAAGGAAACUUGAAACUUGCAGACUUUGGUCUUGCCCGGUCAUUUUCAAGUGAUCAUAAUGCUAACCUUACAAAUCGUGUGAUUACUUUGUGGUAUAGGCCCCCAGAGUUGCUGCUUGGCACCACAAAGUAUGGCCCUGCUGUGGAUAUGUGGUCAGUGGGUUGCAUAUUUGCUGAGCUUCUUAAUGGGAAACCAGUAUUUCCCGGGAAAGAGGAGCCGGAACAAUUAAAUAAAAUAUUCGACAUCUGUGGCACUCCCAGCGAGGAAAUCUGGCCUGGAGUCUCAAAGAUUCCUUGGUAUAACAAUUUCAAACCUAGUAGAGUUAUUAAAAGACGACUUAGAGAGCACUUCAGACACUUUGACAGGCAUGCAUUGGAUUUAUUGGACAAGAUGUUGACUCUUGAUCCAUCUCAGAGAAUAUCAGCAAAGGAUGCUCUUGAUGCUGAGUACUUCUGGACAGAUCCAUUACCUUGUGAUCCGAAAAGUUUGCCCAAGUAUGAAUCUUCCCACGAGUUCCAAACAAAGAAAAAGCGCCAGCAACAGCGCCAGCAGCAUGAAGAAAACUCAAAGCGCCAGAAGCUACAACACAAUCAGCAGCAUUCGCGACUCCCACCAAUUCAGCAGUCUGGGCACGCGCAUGCUCAGAUGCGAGCAGGUCAAAAUCCACCUGCGCAUGGUGGACAGCCUCAGGUAGCCGGAGUACCUGGCCAUCAUUAUGGUAAGCCACGACCUUCAGCUGGGCCAGGAAGAUACCCACCGGGUGGAAAUCCUUCUGGAAACUACAACCAUCCCAAUCGUGGUCAAGGUAGUGGAGGUUAUGGCACGGGUGCCUAUCCACCUCAAGGGCGCGCUCCCCCAUAUGGCUCUAGCGCCAUGCCCGGUGCUGCCCCUCGAGGCCCUAAUUACCCCCAUGGCGCUCCUCCAUAUGGGACUUCAGCUGCAGGACGUGGCAGCUCGAACAUCAUGUCUGGGAAUCGCAACCAGCAAUACAAUUGGCAGCAAUAAUGUAUUGCAUUUGCAUGAUGACCUUUGAGUGUGCUUUAUGAGGUUGUAUGAUAGAGGACAUGAAUUGUAUAAUUGUGGAGGAAUGUAUCUCUUCCAGGGUGUAUGAUUAAAACCUAAUUACUACGUAACAAGGUUGUAUGAUAGAUUACAUGACUUGUAUAAUUGUGGAGGAACGUAUCUCUCUAUUUUGUAAGGUGUUAGGAUUUGUGAUAUCGAAAUUGUUCUUUACUUAAAA